AUGAUGGGAAAGGAUCAUCCGAUGCUAAGGACGACAUUUCACCUCGAUGGAGAUGACCCGAUGAGUAGACCAUUCAUGGCUGUUCACUCGCAGGAUGCAUCCGUUCAGAGUUUCGAGAUCAUUAAUGAUGAAGCGAGGCUUUCCACCGCUCUUCGUCGCGGCUUCGACCUGUGCUCAGAAUUCCCUGUUCGCUGGGUUAUACAUCACGAAGUCAAAUUUCAAGGAGAGAUCGAGAACAAGUACAGGCUAUUUGCUGUUGGUCACCACAUUUCAGUCGACGGUUUUAGCCUUAGUGUUCUGUCCAAAGAGAUCCUGAGGUUCCUCGAGCCUCCUACAGAGCAGCCGGCUAGCAAACAAUCAGGCCUUCCAUACGGAGAAUACGUGCAGAGACAGCGCGUAGCCGGUCCUACCAAGCACACGGGCCAUUACCGCCGCAUGCAUACAUGGGCAUUUUUCCCCAACGAAGAACUGCAGAAGUGGAGUGAGCUGUACAAGACAUCCUGGUUCCGGGUCGCCUCUACAAUUGUCAGCCUGGUCACAGAAGGCAGUGCGGAACCCACGCCGCACCACGAUCGGGCUCUCUUCGUGGCGUUCGGCGCUCGUCCGAAGGAAUUCCAAACAUGCGUCUCACACAUGGCCAAUACGAUGCCAGUGAAGGUCCCGCUCGCAUGCUUGCUGCAGGACAAUACCACCUUUGCCGAAGCGGUUAAGGCGUUUGGAAAGAAUCUCUCUAACGGGAAAAAGCACGAGAUGUUCCCGUUCUUCAGCUUGAUUGAGGAAGCCCGGAAGAAGAUGGACGAUUGCCAUCUCAACUUCAAGGUGGCUGUAACAUUCUCGCCAAAGCUGGCUAACAAGGCCUGCUCGAUCUACCCGGUGGAGGGAGUUUGGGACCUUUUCUUCUGCUUUCUAGGGCAUGAUAAUGGCGUUUCUCUUGGUGUCAUUGCAAACCCCGCCAUCUUCAGCGAUGAUGCCAUGGCGAAGCUGCAGGAGGAGUUUCUCAACACGGUAAAAUUAUCACAGCAAGACAGCAGGUUCAGAUUGUGCGAGCUCCCGUUCCUCCGAGGUCGUGAAGUCGCCAGUAUAAUCAACGGACCAUGCAUAGAGGAUGUUGAGGCUAUCAGCAGUUCCCGGGUGCAUGUUUGGAUCAAACAGCGCGCCGCGAAGCAACCCAGUGCCGUUGCGCUAUAUUCGGCUGAGCGCGAUGAGACGAUGACGUACCGCGACCUGGAGGAUAGAAGCAGUCAGAUUGCGCAUUAUCUCGCCGCAAAAGGUGUUGCCCCUGGCGACGGGGUCCUGCUGAACAUCGCUCGAGGUUUCAACACUGUCGUAUGGCUCCUCGGGAUUCUCAAAGCGGGCGCUUAUUACGUCAUCUUGGACAAAAAGUUGCCAGACAGACGCAAGGCCGCCAUUACCGCCACUUCCGAAGCACGCUUUCUAGUAACGGACGACCUCAAGAUCCACCAGGUUGUCUCUCAUCUGGCCGUCAUGGUAGUAAGCCUUGACGUCAUCGAGCGAGAGCUACGGACGCAGCCGCAUACGAUGCUGGAGAGCACACUGAAAGACAACAAUCUCGCAUAUAUCGUAUUCACGUCCGGCUCGACUGGCCAGCCAAAGGGGGUUAUGGUAGAGCAUUCAAAUGUAAGCCACUACGUGAGCGCCGCCCGCAGCGUCGUGAAGAUUGGGCCGGGCAGCCGUGUUCUUCAGUUCGCGACCUUUUCGUUUGAUGUAUCUGUUCUAGAGUGGGCAGUUACGCUAUCAUACGGCGCAACUCUCUGCUUCGUCGAUUACCCAGAGCUGCUCGUAGGGGACUAUCUCACCACUGUUAUCAACAGAAACGAGAUCAACUUCUUCCACACCACACCCUCGGUACUCGCCACAAUUCCGACUGAUAGAAAUCUGGCUUCGCUGAGGAUAAUAUCUGUCGGAGGAGAACCAUCCUCUGCCGGUCUUCUCGGCAGGUGGAGGCAGAAAGCCCAGCUCUUGCACGCUUUUGGCCUAAUAGAAACAACUGUCAUUGUGACUGUGGAAGUUCUUGAGGAAGAUCAACGCAGCGAUUCUCUGCUGCCUUCGCCCUCUAGGAUUGAAAAGCCGUUCCCCAACUCGACGAUCCUAAUCUGCUCCGAGGAUAACGACGAGGCACUUCCAAUUGGGAAGCAGGGAGAGAUCUGUAUCAUCGGCCCUCAGGACGGCCACGACACUCGCUUGUACAGGACCGGUGACAAAGGUUUCUUGGACGAGGACGGCAAGCUGCGUAUCGGCGGGCGCAUGAAGAACCGCGAGAUCAAGCUACGAGGCUACCGUAUAGACUUGUACGAGAUUGAAAAGAGUAUUUUGGAUCACAGUCCGGAGGUGCAAGUCACAUCCGUCCAGGUGCACGGAGAUUUGCUGGUGGCCUUCGUUGUACCAGAUACGGUCCCAUGCGAUGUCGUCCGCAGCAGGCUGCGUCAGGAUAUUCCGUCUUACUCUCUCCCUACUCGUUUCUUUGCAGUUCGGGCCCUGCCCCUGAAUGCCAACGGCAAAGUAGACCAUACACAGGUUUCUGGACAGUUGCAAGGUCUACUCGCGUCCCUCCCCGAGAAUGAGCAAGUGCGCAAGAGGCUGCCCACCAUAGGUUCGAAGGCGGAUGGGUCUUCCGACGGUGGGAGCGAUCCGGAGGCUAGCACGGUUGCCACAUCCCCCAACAACUCCCUGGACCCUGACGACAACAAGUUCGCCAUCCAAAUUAUUAUGGACGGCCGCGCGGCUGUCUCAACCCAUGAAGCAGCCGCGGCGCCCUCCGAAAUGGCGGAAGAUAAGAUCUUUGUACCUCGAUACGGCUCUCUGCCCGACCUUCCACCAUUCAGUGCUGAAGCGUGGGGUAUGACGCCGGAGGAAGCAGACCUCACGGACCCGCAGAAAUUAUUCUUCCUCUCCAUCGCCUCCCAGGCGCUCGCAGACGCCAAUAUCCCCACCACCAAAGGAGUGCCCAAUCCUACCGGCGUCUUCAUCGGUGCAGCGCACAACACGCACAAGGACGCGCCCGGCACACCCUUUCCUGCCGACAGCUUCCAAGCGCGCCACCGGACGCUGCUCGACCCGCCCAUCUCCACCUUCACGGCCUACAAGCUCAACCUGACAGGUCCCAACGCGACGCUAAACACGGCGUGCUCGAGCGCGCUAGUCGCGCUACAGCACGCGCUCUCUGCCCUACGCACCGGCGCCUGCCCCGCCGCCCUCGUCGGCGGAGUUACUGUCGUUUACCCGCAGUUGGGUGGCUAUGUGACGGCACCGGGCCAGGUCUUCAGCCCGUCCGGCCACUGCCGCCCGCUCGAAGCCGCCGCUGACGGGUCCGUGCCCGCCGACGCGGUAGCCGCCGUCGUUAUCAAGACGCUGAGCGCAGCGCGCCGCGACAACGACGCCGUAUAUGCGGUGAUCGAGGGCUGCGCGACUGGGUCCGACGGGGCGGUCGACAAGGUCGGCUUCACCGUGCCCUCGAGCGCAGGCCAGGCGCGGACCGUGGUGGCGGCCAUCAGAGCUGCGGGCGUGGCCCCGGAGGUAAUCAGGUACGUCGAGCUACAUGGUAGUGGGACGAGCAUGGGGGAUGCGUUGGAAGUGAGCGGAUUGGAACGUGCACUUGACGAGGUGCAACUACCUGGUGCAAGUGCCAGGAGCGCCGUUCACGUGGGCAGCAACAAGGGUGCCUUUGAAAACACGGAGGCGGCCAGCGGAUUGUUGAGUUUGAUCAAGAUGGCGCUGGCCAUUUCGAACGGCUUCGUGCCAGCGAUGGGAAAGUUGGGGGCGAUGAAUUCAAUGUGCAAUUUUAAGGGAAGGCUGCGCCCGCUACUCGACCAGCUUAAGCUAGCGCAGGAUGAUAGAUUUUACUCCCCAUUCCGAAGCUCCAGCGUAACACUCGCCGAACACGCCUUGGCCGACAUGAUCCAGCACUGGAAACACACCGUGCAAAAUUUCGGCACCCGCACAGAAAAGGAUGUGAGACCGUACCUUCGCCCACCAACCGUCAUCACCAUCUUGCGCCACGAUGACCGACUCUACCUCUCUUCCUCCGUGAAGAGAAAUCUACCAAAGUCUUGGUUGAGAAUCCAUACCACUGCUUCUCGAAACGGAGGCCAUAUGCCCGCCGCCGAAGCCCUUGAAAUCGCCCACCUCCACGGUCACGACCACCUCCCCCGCGCCCAUGCCACCAACCUCGACGAAUCGGAUCACUCCUAUUCCGAUACUGCUCAUCCCUGCAAGGCCAACUGUGGAGAGAUCCUGGCCAUCCAUCAGUGGGCUGUCAAGAACCCAGGAAAGCCCCUCUCUGCCCUUAAGAACAGCUGCAUCGUCUCCCUCACCAAAGCUGCUGGAAAACCCUGCAUCAAACCUCCCUGCAUCGGAGGCUGCGCCAACGUCCUGGAAGCCUUGCAGAUCCAACACAUCACUCACCACCUCAUCGAUCCCCCAACCUGGCCUCUCCCCGAUCCAACAGCUUUCGAAUACGUCUCCAUCACCGAUUCUAAUGCUUGUCUUGACUGUGCCGCUACUGGACAACAUCCCGAGAACGCGGCUUCCCUUUGUGUCUGCCGGCAAAUCCAACCGCCUACCACCUCGACCGCGGAAACCGAGGAACCAUAA
Molecule: messenger RNA, 4611 nt
Organism: Lasiodiplodia theobromae
Lineage: Eukaryota; Fungi; Ascomycota; Dothideomycetes; Botryosphaeriales; Botryosphaeriaceae
Exons: 11
Coding region: 1-4611 (1536 amino acids)
Biological process (GO): secondary metabolite biosynthetic process; amino acid activation for nonribosomal peptide biosynthetic process; fatty acid biosynthetic process
Cellular component (GO): cytoplasm
Molecular function (GO): 3-oxoacyl-[acyl-carrier-protein] synthase activity; phosphopantetheine binding
Source: RefSeq, a predicted model, not a curated record